AUGGACGAUAAAACACUCUACGAUAACGAAUCAUUGAGGAGGAAGGACGGUUUCCACCUCAACCAGAAUGACCACCAAUUGAAGGAUCGGGGUGGUGUUUUCUCCUUCUUACGACCGACGCAUGCGAGCUUUACGCAUAAACAUGACGAGAGGACGGAGUUGAGGUGGAAUUCGAGAUCGCACAGGAAGGGGAGGCAUCUGGUUACCAUACACAAAUCCGCCAACACCACCCUCCCCUCCACCCAGGCCCGUCGCGGUGGCUUCCGCUUCAAAUUCCCAGUCUUCAAGCGCCACACCCACCAACACCAUCACAUCACCCCCUUCCAGCCCUUCAACAUCUCGUGGUGGGUUGCGACAGCCUUCGUCAUUGGCUCCGCAGUCUGGAUCGUAAACGGCUUUUUCGUGUGGCUUCCCACUGCGUUCCCGGAUGCUGUUAAAACGAAUAAUCCGGCGAGUGUGUGGACUGGGUUCGCGGGUGGGACUAUUUUUGAGGUUGGGGCUUGGUUGGCGUGGGUGGAGAGUUUGAAUCGGGGGCGUACGGUGUGCUUUGGAGUGGAGGUUGAGGGUGUUUUGAGGAGGCAUGUUCACCACACCCACCUCUUCCACCGCCGCUCAUCCACCUCCUCCACCGACACCACUUUACCAACCUCUUCCUCCACCACCCCGAGCCCAACCUCAUCCGCCACAAAACCCACCCAAAAAUGGCGUUGGUACGGCUGGCUCCCCCACGAACUCGGCUACCUCGCCUCAAUCAUCCAAUUCCUCGCCGCCACGAUCUUCUGGAUCUCAACCAUCACCGGCCUCCCCAACAUCCUCUACGCCCCCACCCCCUCAAACCUAACCCUCCGCAUCAUAUUCUUCUGGACCCCCCAAGUCGUCGGCGGACUCCUCUUCAUCAUCUCUUCCCUCCUCUACAUGCUCGAGACCCAGAAAGCCUGGUACAAAUUAAACCUCACAUCCUUGGGGUGGUGGAUCGCUGUGUGGAAUUUGGUGGGGAGUGUGGGGUUUUGUCUUUGUGGUGCGCUGGGGUAUGCGGCGGAUAGAGGGAGUACGAGGUGUGCGUAUCAGAGUGGGUUGAGUACGUUUUGGGCGAGUUUUGGGUUUAUGAUUGGGAGUUGUUUGCAGUGGUGGGAGGGGGUUGAUACGGCUGUUGUGGAGGUUGUGGAGGAUCAAGCUGAGUAA
Molecule: messenger RNA, 1182 nt
Organism: Saitoella complicata NRRL Y-17804
Lineage: Eukaryota; Fungi; Ascomycota; Saitoellomycetes; Saitoellales; Saitoellaceae
Exons: 2
Coding region: 1-1182 (393 amino acids)
Source: RefSeq, a predicted model, not a curated record